AUGCCUGUCACUCUCUCAGAAUAUCGGCGGAGAGACCCAUCGCCUCUGUCCUCUUCUACACGUCCAACUCUGUACAGAAGCGUUAACCUGAACCGCAAGAAGCCCUGCGCCAAAAUGGUAGCUCCCAAAGUCUUCCUCACAGGUGCUACAGGAUAUAUCGGUGGAGAUGGCCUGUAUAAUAUCGUCAACGCCCACCCUGAUUGGGAGAUAACGGCUCUUGUCAGAAACCCAGACAAAGCCGCGCAGGUCGAGAGCAAAUAUCCCAAGGUCAAGAUCGUCAAGGGUGAUCUCGAUUCGGCGGAUAUAAUCGAAAGAGAGGUUGCGGAAGCCGAUAUUGUUUUCCACUUCGCUGAUUGCGACCACGUCGCUGCUGCAACAGCCAUCGCGAGGGGCGCCACCCACCACCCCCCAGAGAGGCCCCUGUGGCUCAUCCACACCUCCGGGACCGGUAUUUUGACAUACGAGGACUUCCGUGCCAAAUCGUGGGGUAUCGAACGCUCCAAGGAAUUCAACGACUGGGACGGAAUUGAAGAGCUUACCCACCUGCCGGAUGAUGCCUUGCACCGCGACGUCGACAAGAUCAUUCUGUCUGCUGGCGAAAGAGCUCCGGAGAGCGUAAAGACGGCGAUCGUGUGCCCCCCUUGCAUUAAUGGCCCAGGACGUGGACCGUGCAAUACAAAGAGCGUCCAGGUGUAUACUCUGACCGAGACCGUUCUCAAACGAAAGAAGGGUCUCUUGCUCGGCCAAGGAAAAAAUAUCUGGCAUUACAUUCACGUUCAGGAUCUCAGCAACGUCUACCUCGCACUGGGCGAGGCGGCCGCCGCAGGGGGUGGAGAUGCCACCUGGAACGACAAGGGAUACUAUUUCGCCGAGAACGGGUCAUUCGUCUGGGGUGAUGUUCAGCGUGCAGUGGCCAAGGCUGCUUUUGAUAAGGGCUUGAUUCCAUCGCCGGAGGUUGAGCCCUUGUCCGACGAGCAGAUCGAGACCCUGCAGCCUUUCGGGCUGUAUAUGUGGGGGAGCAACUCGAGAGGUCAUGCCAUUAGGGCUAGGAAGCUGUUGGGAUGGAGUCCUCAGAAACCUAAGCUGUUCGAUAUCAUCUCUGAUAUUGUCGAGGUUCAAGCGAAGAGUCUUGGCCUGUUAUAG
This is a messenger RNA of Monascus purpureus, 1143 nucleotides long. The record is from the annotation of a GenBank genome assembly. NCBI's taxonomy places the organism in Eukaryota, Fungi, Ascomycota, Eurotiomycetes, Eurotiales, Aspergillaceae.